This is a messenger RNA of Anastrepha obliqua, 1132 nucleotides long. It is a transcript of the gene Lfg, whose product is annotated as protein lifeguard 1. Gene Ontology annotation, cellular component: membrane. The transcript has 4 exons. The record is from RefSeq and is a predicted model, not a curated record. The coding region runs from base 92 to 826 and encodes 244 amino acids. Lineage: Eukaryota; Metazoa; Arthropoda; Insecta; Diptera; Tephritidae.
UACGAAUUUAUUUAGCCACCAGAAUACAUUUAACGCUUCCUCGCGAUUGUUUAUCAAGUUUAACAAGUUUUUUAAUUGAAAAAUAACAAUAAUGUAUGCAGCUGCUCACACAGGUGACAACUAUGGCGCUUAUGAUGCUGAGGGCGCGAAAAGCUUCUCUUUCGAUGAGGAGAGCGUACGAAAGGGCUUCAUACGCAAAGUCUACUCGAUACUCAUGGUGCAAUUGCUCAUCACCUUCGGCUUUAUUACGGUUUUUAUAUAUGUGACGGAAGUCAAAGACUGGGUUCAUCGUACACAAUGGAUAGUUUGGGUAGCACUGGCCAUACUUUUGGUAACGAUGAUAUGUAUGGCUUGCUGCGAGGGUGUACGACGCAAAACACCUUUGAACUUUAUUUUCCUGCUUAUAUUCACAUUGGCAGAGUCAUUCCUGCUGGGUAUAGUCGCUACCUAUUAUGGUUCAAGUGAGGUUAUGUUGGCCGUUGGCAUAACAGCUGCUGUAUGCCUUGCAUUGACACUCUUCGCCUUCCAAACCAAAUGGGAUUUCACCAUGUGCGGCGGUGUCCUUUUGGUCGCCAUUGUUGUAUUCCUCAUUUUUGGCAUUGUGGCUAUCUUUAUACCCGGCAAAGUGAUAACGCUUGUGUACUCUUCACUGGGUGCAUUACUCUUCUCCAUCUAUUUAGUUUAUGAUACACAAUUGAUGAUGGGGGGUAAGCAUAAAUACGCCAUUAGUCCGGAGGAGUACAUUUUUGCAGCGCUCAAUCUUUAUCUGGAUAUCAUAAAUAUCUUCACGUAUAUAUUGGCCAUUAUUGGAGCGACUAGAGGAUGAAGCGGACAUACUGUAUUUUAACAUUUAAGCAAACCACAGAGAUUAAAUGAGUAGUUGCUGUAUCAUAUCUACGUCGGACGGAGAUAAUAUUAAGCAACUAACUUCAAUUUUUAUGAAUCCAUAUAAGCCAAAUAUAAACGCAACAUACCUUAUAAAUAAUAAUUAAAAAUAAGAUCUUGUAUGCGAAAUUGGUGUUACCAAGUAGAUUAAGAAAAAUUGUAAGAGCUUUAAAAAUCACAACUUAAAGGUAAAAGAAAAAUUCGGUUAAUAUUAAAAAAAAAUUAGAACAAUUAUAUACAUACAUGU